CAACCACUACGAGCGACGUCCUGAAAUUCCCUUUGAGAGCCUAAUAUUCACCCACCAACGCUUUCAUCGUGUAGUGAUGUCCCUCUUCAGAACCACUGUGACUGCCAUGAAGCGUGCCAUACGUCGACUUCGUCGCCGUCCACGCGUCGCUCGAGUGAAUCACCAGGAAUCAUCCACAAUCACGCAGGUUUUCGCGCCUGUGAACACGCAAACAGACACGAUCGAGAACGAUCACCUCGGAAGUCAGCUCGAUCAAUUUGGAUACGACUUCAAUGCGUACGGCAACGCUUUUGUUGCCGAUAACUUCGCAGUGCCUAUCACGAACGGUUCGGAAUGGGGCAGCGGAGAGGAAAUGCGCAUCGAGGACGAGAGCGAGGAGCCGAUGAGUGAUCAAACAUCGUUGACCAUAGCAUCGUCGGAAAGCAGCUCCAGCACUAGCAUUGCCACUCGUCAAUUAGAGCACGCGCAAUUGGCCUACGACUUCAUGGCCGCAUAUGCGAUCGUAGAACAGAGGCGGGUUGCAAUCGAGCAUGCCAGGCAGAAGAAGGGUCAAGGUGUGGUUCGUACCUUCCUCUCCAGGAACCGAACUCAACGACGAAGCGAGAACUGAUAGCUGGGUGAUUGAUGAAAGGUUAUAGAGGUUGUUUUCCUUGGAAUGCUCUUGCGAUUCCUGAUCAAGUAACUGCGCGACAUGUGGCGAUCA
This is a messenger RNA of Laetiporus sulphureus 93-53, 703 nucleotides long. RefSeq lists its product as uncharacterized. The transcript has 5 exons. NCBI's taxonomy places the organism in Eukaryota, Fungi, Basidiomycota, Agaricomycetes, Polyporales, Laetiporaceae. The coding region runs from base 77 to 610 and encodes 177 amino acids. The record is from RefSeq and is a predicted model, not a curated record.